UCUCUCCGGCCUUGUCCCCUGGGGACCUUACAUCCCUUGUCGUGUUCCUCCUCUAUAAAACUCGAGCCCGACCUUAGCCUCCCCCGCGUGUGGCUCGCAACUUGCAGUAGGUGACAGGUGUUAACAGGAGCUGGCUGAGCUUCUCUUGCUUCUGCAAGUAGUAGCUGUAGCCGCCCUGUAGGCAGAGAGAGGAGAGACGACGUACGUGAGGGAGCGAGCGAGCGACGACAGCAUCAGGCAGGCGUUGACGGCCAUGGCUUCCUCCGGCAGCGGUGGCGGCUCGCCGGGGUCCCCGUGUGGCGCCUGCAAGUUCCUGCGGCGCAAGUGCGCGGCGGAGUGCGUGUUCGCUCCCCACUUCUGCGCCGAGGACGGGGCGGCGCAGUUCGCGGCCAUCCACAAGGUGUUCGGCGCCAGCAACGCGGCCAAGCUGCUGCAGCAGGUGGCCCCCGCCGACCGGAGCGAGGCGGCGGCCACCGUCACCUACGAGGCGCAGGCCAGGCUGCGCGACCCCAUCUACGGCUGCGUCGCCCACAUCUUCGCGCUGCAGCAACAGGUGGCGAGCUUGCAGAUGCAGGUGCUGCAGGCGAAGGCGCAGGUGGCGCAGACGAUGGCGGCGGCCGGGCCGGGGGGCAGCAGCCCUCUCCUGCAGCGGUGGCCGCUGGAGCCUGAGUCGCUGUCGACGCAGAGCUCCGGGUGCUACAGCGACAUGUACUGCGGCUUCGGCGACCAGGAGGAAGGCAGCUACACGAGAUGAAUAAUGAAUGGAUCAUUCGCGCGCGCGCGCGCACGCAUCGACACAGAUACUUUCUUCUAUUAGCGCCAAGAGACAACAACAACCGAGGGCCUCAACUUUCUUGUUGGUUUGCAGUGCGUUUUGUUCAGUUCAGCAGCUAGCUCUCCGGUUUGGGGAGGAGCUUAAUUUCGAUGAGAUUUCGUGCGAUCCAUAAACUUGUAUUUCUUGCCGGUUCGAGCUGUAAAAUGGAAGUGCAGCUCAUCAUCAUGUGUGUGGUUAUUAAACGGAGGCACAAAUCGAGGAUAAUUUCAUAUUCCCUAAA
Messenger RNA from Zea mays, 1055 nucleotides. RefSeq names its product LOB domain-containing protein 16-like. The coding region runs from base 254 to 754 and encodes 166 amino acids. The transcript is spliced from 2 exons. Gene Ontology annotation, cellular component: nucleus. Gene Ontology annotation, biological process: hormone-mediated signaling pathway; positive regulation of DNA-templated transcription. The record is from RefSeq and is a predicted model, not a curated record. NCBI's taxonomy places the organism in Eukaryota, Viridiplantae, Streptophyta, Magnoliopsida, Poales, Poaceae.